AUGUUGGCCCUUUUGAACGCACUCCUGGACAUGAAGGCAUCCCCCGAUGAGAUAAGCUACAGUGCAACCAUCGCGGCCUGUGGCAACGAUUCCUGGCAGAACGCACUGUCAGUUUUCCAGAGGAUGCGUGAACAAGAAGUGCUUCCUGAUAUUAUCUCUUUCUCUUCGGCCGCGCAUGCGUGCGGAGCACAUGGACGCUGGCAGCAAGCUUUCGCACUUUGCUGCUGCAUGCGCCAACAGCUUGGACGUGAGCCCAAUGCAGUGAUGAUGAGCUCGAUGAUCUCUGCUUGUGGUGCCAGCAAAGAGUGGCAGAGAGCUUUCGCAUUGCUCGCGCAGAUGCAAUCUGACACCCUGCAGAUGGAUGUCUUUGUUUAUGGCGCGGCCAUAAACGCAUGUGAAGAAGCAGGUCUGUGGGAGGAGGCCGUGCACCUCCUUGGUGGCAUGAUCACAGCAAGAGUGCUGCCCAACAACGUGUGUUUCAAUGCUGCAAUAAGUGCAUGUGACAAAGGUGGUCAGUGGGAACUUGGACUGGACUUUUUGUUCAACCUGCAGUCAUGGAAAGUGAAAGCAGAUGCAGUCAGCUGCGGGGCCGCGAUAAGCGCUUGCGCACAAUGCCAUCAAUGGAGAGCAGCCCUGACCCUCCUGGAUGGCAUGACUUCCAUGAGAAUCAGAAGAAAUGCGAUCGCUUACACCAGCGCAUUGAGUGGUCUUGAGAAAGCAGGGCAUUGGGAGCCGUUAUUGCUGAUGCUCGCUGGGAUGUCGACGGAAACUUUGCAGCCUACUUUAGCCAGCUAUGGGGCUGCAAUGAGCGCCUGUGAAUCCGUUGGUGCAUGGGCACCUGCACUGAGUUUGCUUCAAGGGAUGAAGUCGCAACGACUUGUUCCCACCGGAUUGAUUGCUGGCUCGCUGGCAGGGGCUGUGCACCAGGGCCUUUGCAAGAAAGCAGCUCUCGAUAUCUUAGAAGAGCUGCGAGGCGUUUGGGUUGAGCAGAGUCCGGAAGCUACUUGCGCGAUGGUUCCAGCAGAUGGUGCUGCGGAUCUCGCCAGUGUGGUGGUUGGCUGGAGUCCUGGUGUCGUGGCUGCGCUGAAGCCUAGCGGCUCAAGGACCGAGGAGCUGGCCGAAACCUUGGCCGAAUAUUUCGGUUGCGAGCUGGCUCUUGUUUCCCGACUGGACCAUCCGACAUCAGGUGUGCUUCCCAUGGCCUUUGGGCCAGAAGGCUCUGUGGCGGCCAAUUGGCUUCAAGCCCAAUUUGCAGCGCGAAUGGUGUACAAGGAGUAUCUUUGCUUGGUGGAAGGCAGUGCAGUGGGAGGCACCGGCUUCACUGCGCAAAUUGAUGCAGCUUUGCAAACGUUUAAACGGGGAGAGCAGCUGCGAACGGAAGUUUCCAGCUUGGGUCGGGAUGCACAGACAGAAUACCAGGUGUUGGGAAGAUAUAGAAUGGAUGCAUCGACGAACGAGAUUCUGUCUUUCCUCUCGGUGCGCCCUCGAACUGGCCGAACACAUCAGAUUCGUGUCCACAUGGCCAGCAUAGGUGCACCAAUUGUUGGUGAUCAGACUUAUGGCAUGAAGAAGGAUUCUGUGCUGCCUUGGUGUGGGCGUCUCUUCUUGCAUUGCCACCGCAUCAGAUGCAAAGACCUCAGUGGACACGAUUUCGAGGCUGAAGCGCCUCUUCCGGCCGAGCUUGAAGAAGUUCUUAGAAGACUUCAGAAAGCUGAGUAG
Messenger RNA from Symbiodinium natans, 1719 nucleotides. The record is from the annotation of a GenBank genome assembly. NCBI's taxonomy places the organism in Eukaryota, Dinophyceae, Suessiales, Symbiodiniaceae.